This is a messenger RNA of Sesamum indicum (sesame), 1515 nucleotides long. NCBI's taxonomy places the organism in Eukaryota, Viridiplantae, Streptophyta, Magnoliopsida, Lamiales, Pedaliaceae. The record is from RefSeq and is a predicted model, not a curated record.
CCGUCCCUCCUUGAAUUUUCGAGUAUGUUGACUCCCUCCUCUUUAAGUCAUUAAUUGACUCGCCUCACCUUUUCUCCAUGCAUAUAAAAUCAUAUCUUUCUCUCUUCCCAAUCUCAUCAAACUUCACACAAUAAUUAUGCACCACGCUAUCCCCAUGUGUUCUAUUUUCUGAAAAAUCUUCAUCUUCAUCAGGCUGAGUUCACUUCCCAGCAAUUCUCACCAUCUUGAUGGAAGAAUCCGCAGCACACGAAAUCGAAAUCCCAUGUUACUUUCUCUGUCCGAUUUCCAUGCAGCUCAUGAAAGAUCCAGUCACGGUCUCGACCGGCAUAACCUACGACCGAGAAAACAUCGAGAAAUGGCUGUUUAUUUCAUGCAAGAAAACCACCUGCCCCGUCACCCAACAAGACCUUUCCGCCACCGAUCUCACCCCCAACCACACUCUCCGCCGGCUGAUCCAGGCCUGGUGCACUCUCAACACCCACGAAAGAAUCCCGUCGCCCAAGACCCCCGUUGACAGAUCCCUUAUUCUGAAGCUCCUGAAUCAGGCCAAGAACUCACCAAAAUGCAGGCUCAGUUGUCUCCGCAGGCUCCGAUCCGUCGUGAACAGAAACGAAAGCAGCAGAAACCAUCUACGCGCCGCCGGGGCUGUUGAAUUUCUGGCAUCCGUUUUUAAAGAAAAUGAGGACCCGUUUUCUCGGGACGAAGCUUUAAACGUUUUGCGACAGAUUGAGUUAUCAGAUUCAGAUUUGAGGAAACUGUUACUGGAAAAUGAUGAGUUCUUGGAGUCAUUGAUUGUCGUAUUGGAAACAGGGAGUUCCCAUUCUCGAGCUCAAGCAAUAAUCCUAUUAAAGUCCGCAUUCGACGUAGCAGACCCAGAAUAUAUAAUCGGGUCCAGGCCCGAAUUAUUCAGAGCGAUAACCAAUAUUCUUGGAGACAAGAUAAAGAUUUCUGCUCAAGCAACGAAAGCCGCACUGAAGCUGCUGGUGGAGCUCUGUCCAUGGGGAAGAAACAAGGUCAAGGCGGUGGAGUCCGGCGCCGUGGCAGUUCUGAUCGAGCUGCUGCUUGAAACGCCGGAGAGAAGGGCCUGUGAGCUUGCACUUACGGUGUUGGAUCAACUCUGCGGAUGCGCGGAGGGCCGGACCGCGCUGCUGCGACACGGAGGCGGGUUGGCCGUUGUUUCCAAGAAGAUUCUGAGGGUUUCUCAAGGGGCGAGCGAGAAGGCGGUGAGGAUUCUGAGUUCAAUCUCAAAGUAUUCAGGGAAUUCUAGGGUUCUUGAAGAGAUGAUGGAGGUUGGGGUUGUGUCGAAACUGUGCUUGGUAUUGCAGGUGAGAUGCAGUGAGAAGACGAAAGAGAGGGCGAAGGAGAUUCUAAGGAGGCAUUCUAGGGUUUGGAGAGAUAGUGCUUGUGUUCCACCUCAUUUGGGAUCUUCUUAUCCGUGUUCUUGAGUGGAGGAUCUGUGUGUGUUUUGACAAAUAAUGUGUAAGUUUAAUAAAUUUGAUUUUUUUUUUUUUUUUU